Molecule: messenger RNA, 1175 nt
Organism: Brassica rapa (field mustard)
Lineage: Eukaryota; Viridiplantae; Streptophyta; Magnoliopsida; Brassicales; Brassicaceae
Product: transcription factor MYB44
Biological process (GO): regulation of DNA-templated transcription
Cellular component (GO): nucleus
Molecular function (GO): RNA polymerase II cis-regulatory region sequence-specific DNA binding; DNA-binding transcription factor activity, RNA polymerase II-specific
Source: RefSeq, a predicted model, not a curated record
UCUUUAACUUCUCGAAAUCGUUUUGUCUAUCAUCUCUCUCACAACAAAACAGACCUUCUCAUCAUCUAUAUACUUUGAUUCAAUGGCCGAUCGUAUUAAAGGUCCAUGGAGUCCCGAAGAGGACGAGCAGCUUCGCAAGCUCGUGGUUAAAUACGGUCCGAGGAAUUGGACGGUGAUUAGCAAAUCCAUUCCCGGUAGAUCGGGAAAAUCGUGUCGGUUACGGUGGUGCAACCAGCUAUCGCCGCAGGUUGAGCACCGCCCGUUCUCGGCGGAGGAAGACGAGACGAUCGCGCGCGCACACGCGCAGUUUGGUAAUAAGUGGGCGACGAUUGCUCGUCUUCUCAACGGUCGUACGGACAACGCGGUGAAGAACCACUGGAACUCGACGCUGAAGAGGAAAUGCGGUGGUUUCUACGCCUCGACGGAGGAUCAACGGCCGGUGAAGCGAUCUGUGAGCGAUGGUUAUCCUCUUGUUGCUAAUGGGCUUUUAAUGAGCCCAGGAAGCCCAACUGGAUCUGAUGUUAGUGAUUCGAGCACACUUCCCGUUUUAACCUCUGUUGAGGUUUUUAAACCUGUUCCACGUGCUGGUGGUGUUAUGUUGCCGCUUCCCAUCGAAACGUCAACGUUUUGUGAUGACCCAGCGACUUCGCUGAGCUUGUCGCUUCCGGGUGCUGACGUUAGCGAGGAGUCAAACCGUAGUCACGAGUCAACUAAUAACAACACUUCGAGGAGCCAUAACACCAACACGAUGUCGUUGAUGCAGUUCUCUGGUGGAUUCAGAGGUGCGAUUGAGGAAAUGGGGAGAUCGUUUGGUGGCAACGGCGGCGAGUUUAUGGCGGUGGUGCAGGAGAUGAUUAAGGCGGAGGUGAGGAGUUACAUGGCGGAGAUGCAGAGAAACCACAAUGGUGGUGGAGGAUUCAGGGAUAAUGGAAUGAUUCCGAUGAGUCAAGUUGGAGUUGGAAGAAUCGAGUAGACAAAUGUGAUCUUAGGAACUGUUGGUUCAAAUCGUUAUGGAAGAAGAAAAGAAAGACUGUUUUUUCUUUCAACAUUUGGGAUUUAGGAAUAAUAAUUUUGCGUUGUAUAGAGGUAAUCGAGUGAGCAAUCUCGAUUCAUGAUUAAAUAUUUAAGUUUCUCAACAAUUCAAACAAAAUAAAAGAAGAGUUUUCUUAUUAGCA